UUAAAGAAUAGGCAAUAUUUUCAUUUCGGUACCCAAAACACUAAAGUUGUAAAAGUGAAAAUGGAGCAAAAGAUGAAAAGCUCUGCCACCAAUCAGGUCGAAAUACUAAUGAGUGGAUCCAAAUAUAUUGGCCCCAUGAAUGAGUUGGGCAUGCAGGACUUGGGUGUCUACUUUUUUCCCGAUGGAACUCGCUAUACGGGAGAGUUUCUGAAUAAUCGCUUCCACGGAAGAGGCACCAUUCAAAUGCCGGAUCCUUCUGGCCUUACCUACCAAGUGACGCAUAGACACGGUAGACUGACCUCGAUUGAUGAAAUUCACUUCAAUGAUUCUCUGCCUCUGGAAUUUGAGAUGAAUGAUAGUGGCCCGCCACGUUUCGAAUCCUGGUUAUAUUGUACAUCGGAGGAUCGUCGCUUCUAUCAGGAAACCAAAGAGCCCAUGGAGGCCGUCGGCCCGAAAAAGUUUAAGAACAAAGACGGACCCAAUCCCUUUGCCAUGGGUCGUAAUGUUUUCGAUCUGGGUUUCGGUCAACUGGGCAAUCAUGGCUUCAUGGUAGAUAGGAGGCCCAACGGCAUGCAGAGUAUAUAUGUGGGAUGUCGUGAGGCUCGUCGCUGGACGCGGGAGAACUGUGCCCAUGGACCACUGUGGGGACGUCACCACAAGCAGAAGGUGAUGGCUCGAUUCGCACGUGAGAUAAUCGAAAAUAAUCAAGAGAACGCUGGUUGCCGCCGAAAGCAAUAUAUGCCGAAAGCGCACAUAUGCCGUCGCUCUUGCAGCAUGGAUAGCUUCGGUUCCGAACGUCUCCACUUGGGCAGCACCACGGACACCAUGUCCUCGGAGGUUCAGGCCAUGAGGUUGCGUCGCCGUGAGUUCCGCAACAAAUGGAGGCGAUCGAAGAGCGAGAGCAACGUGUGCCGCAUCAACUGAUGAAUGUGCAUCCCUCGAUUUUUGUUACUUUCGGUUCUACUUUGUAUGUCACUAUAAAUUAAUAUAUAUAUUCUGUAUAGUUGACCCACA
This is a messenger RNA of Drosophila eugracilis, 1014 nucleotides long. RefSeq lists its product as uncharacterized. The record is from RefSeq and is a predicted model, not a curated record. The transcript has a single exon. Bases 61 to 924 code for a protein of 287 amino acids. Lineage: Eukaryota; Metazoa; Arthropoda; Insecta; Diptera; Drosophilidae.